Molecule: messenger RNA, 789 nt
Organism: Aspergillus candidus
Lineage: Eukaryota; Fungi; Ascomycota; Eurotiomycetes; Eurotiales; Aspergillaceae
Product: short chain dehydrogenase/reductase family
Exons: 4
Coding region: 1-789 (262 amino acids)
Molecular function (GO): oxidoreductase activity
Source: RefSeq, a predicted model, not a curated record
AUGGAUGUUCAGAAUCUCUUCAAUGUUAAGGGGAAAGUGGUGUUGGUCACCGGGGGAGCCAAAGGUAUUGGCCGCAUGAUCUCUGAAGGGUAUGUCACGAAUGGUGCGACGGUCUAUAUUUCGUCUCGCGACGUGGAUGCCUGCAACCAGGCUGUCGAGGAGCUCAACGCACUGGGCAAGGGAAGGGCGCACGCCAUCCCCGCCAACUUCUACGAGGAGGACGAGAUCAAGCGGCUGGCAGAGGAGCUGGGCAAGCGCGAGAGCAAAUUGCACGUUUUGGUCAACAACUCCGGGUCAAACUGGGGCGCCCCGUACGAUGAAUACCCAUCCUCUGCCUGGACACGAGUUCUCACCCUUAAUCUCCACCGGGUCUUCGAUCUGACCAAGCUCGUCACGCCUUUGAUGGAGAAAGCGGCCGCCCCGAACGACCCGGCGCGCAUUAUCAACAUCGGAAGUAUCGAUGCUCUGCGGGUCCCGGCCCUCGAGACCUUUGCCUACAGCGCCAGCAAGGCGGGACUACACCACCUCAGCCGGGUCCUGGCGAGUCAUCUGGGUAAACGAAAUAUCACAUCGAAUACUCUCGCCUGUGGCCCGUUCCAAAGCAAGAUGAUGGCUGCCACUUUGGAAAGCUUCCAAGAAGUCAUUGAGUCGGGUGUUCCUCUCCACCGGAUUGGUACCCCGGAGGAUGUGGCCGGUGCCUGUCUGUUCCUGAGCAGUCGGGCUGGGGCUUAUGUGAAUGGGUCGACGAUUGCGGUGGAUGGGGGGAGUGCCGUUGCAUCCAAGUUAUAA